GUUGCACCUUAUCAACACAGUUUCGAACGUCGAAAAUGCAUCUUAUUUUUGAAAAAUCCACGAAGACAUUCUCACACUUUCAGCUCCGACGGUGGAUUGUCAAUUUCAGGGCCAGCAGUGCCCGUCUCCAGCAGCAAUGGAUCAACUAAUUCAACGCGACGGUCUCCUUCAGAAUUCGCCCACACCCUCCUCCUCAUCCUCCGUUGUCCCAUGCGUUGAACUUCCCGGCCACCCAAUUCGUUCUCAAUCCAGUUCCAGGUCUGAAGGGGAGUUCAAGGAUUCUGCAGCUGCUAGAAGAGUUCAGAAGGCUGACAGAGAGAAAUUAAGAAGGGGUCGUUUGAAUGAGCAAUUUGUCGAGCUGGGAAACAUUUUAGAUCCUGAUAGGCCCAAGAAUGACAAAGCAACCAUUUUAAUGGAUACCAUUCAAUUGCUGAAGGAUCUGACAUCUCAAGUGAACAAAUUGAAAGCUGAAUAUGCUACUUUAACAGAAGAAUCACAGGAGCUAGCCCAGGAAAAGAGUGAUCUGAGAGAAGAGAAGGCGUUGCUUAAAUCUGAUAUUGAGAAUCUUAAUACUCAGUAUCAGCAGAAACUCAGGGCUACGUAUCCUUGGGCUGCCAUGGAUCACUCAGUUGUCAUGGCCCCUGCCCCCUUUCCAUUUCCCAUGCCGAUGCAAAUGCCUCCAGGGCCAUAUCCCCUGCAUCCAUCCUUGCAGCCUUUUACGUUCUUUGGUAAUCCAGAUCCCAGAGUGAUUGCAAACCCUUGUUCAACCUUCGUCCCAUACAUACCUCCUAAUUCCUUGACCGAGCAGCAGUCCUCCCAAAAUGCACCACCUUUCAUUCAGUCAGACAAUCGGUCUCGUAACUUGAGUGAGCAAAAUACCAGGAGCAAGUCCUCAAUUGAAAGCAAGAUUGAGAAAAGUGAAGAUUCUAAUGAAGUUGCAACUUGCCUGGAGUUGAAAACUCCGGGAUCUUCCACAGAUCAGGAUACAUCGUACGAACAAACAAACGGAAAAAACAGAAAGGAAAGCAAUCUAUCAGUAGAGAGUUCUUCAAGUAGAUGUUCUUCACCUCGUAGUUUAGAGGCCAACUCAUCUAGUAGCAUGCCAAAUGGACGAAAAUCAACUGAUAUAUGUGGAAGCCCAUAAAUGUUGCAGUUUCACCCAAUUUAAAUGAUUCUCAGAAUUUUAUUUUUGACGGUCUGUAAGUUACUCUAAAACUCCUUGGUGCUUAUCUAGUUGUCUGCAACUGAGGUGGAUCAUCUUCAAUGCAAUGUACAGGCCGUUACAAAAUUAAUAGUAUUUUGAGAUUGUGAACAUAUUUUUACCUUACCUCCUUUAUGAAGUCUUCAGAGUUGCAGCGGCCAUUCAAUCCAUCUUCAUCUUAUUUACUUAGACUUGGCUGUACAAGUGCAAGCAAUAAGGUUAUGGUUCUAGGGUUGUUUUGCUGCAAAAAUCCCACACUGAGAAAUUAGCUAAAUGUCACGUGUGAAAUUUUGACCCCAAAAAUCGCCCCCAAAAUUGCACCAAUACGUGCCACAACUCCUUCAGCAAGGCCCAGGAGUAACCCAACGUGGUCCCAAGACAGCCCAAGGGUGACCACGACAUAUGCCUAUGGCAUUGGCAGGCACCUCUCGAGGAUGGCUCACAAGCCCCGCAUGCGUGCCACGACGAGUGCCCAUGACAGCCCGAGUGUCAGCCCACGACAUAGCCCCAUGGCACGCCCGGAUGCCCGUUGACACGGCCAUAGGCGCUCGGCACCAGCGCCCACCAUCGGCCCAUGCGCAUGGCUAGGCGGCAAGUCAAGCAACCGCGCGCGCCCCAGUCGGCCGCCCAUGCUCGUCCAGGCAUGGCACGCACGGCCCCGCGCGCGUGCCCAUGCCGACGCUGCGUGCAGCACCGCGCAUGCAGCCCACGCCCGCGAUAGGCGCGCGCGGGCCCCAGCGAGCGUGCCCAUGUCCGCCCAACGUCCAGACGGCCCCAGAACCUCCGAGAAGCUUCCAGAAGAAUCGGGAAGGCGCGCGACACUUCGCGAGCGCGCGCACGGCCGCGCGCGCGCGCGGAAGGCUCCGGAAGGCCCGCGCGUGCACCCGACGCCCACAGAUGCUUCCAGAAGGCUCCAGACACGCCCAUGUGCGUGCUGCCCUGCCCGUGCUCGGUCUAGACAGCCCCAGAAGCCUCUAGAACGUCCGAGACAGUGCCAGAAUGUGCUGGAAUGCGCGGGAAGCUCCCGAGAAGGCCCCGGAACGUGCUGGAACACUCUAGAAGGCUAUUAUGACGGACAGCGAGUGUCAUGAAAGGUCUAGUCCUCUCUAGAAUGUUCUAGGCUUCCUUGUUAUGUACCAAAUGAACUUGUAAUCUCUAGAAUCUCCCUUGGCCGACCUUCUAAGGCCCAAGGUCGGUGAGGAUGGUCUAUAAAUACUUGGAGAGGGCCUCAUUUGUAUCAAGCCUUGCAACCUUGCAUCUUGGCAUGUCUUAGCCAAGCAAGGUCACCUUGCCCAUGGUACCCCCAUGACAAGAAGACAGCAUAUUUGUACCCAAAUAUGUAUUCCUCUAUUCUUGGAAUGUAAUGUAUCAUUCCCAAGACGUAUCCAUCCAAACUCCCUCAUCCUUCCAACCUCUCUCGUGUCUUGCAACCAACCUAAGUACUUCCGCUGCAACCCGUUGGCGUAGUGCUUGGCGCACUACCCCUUCCAGGAAAGGCUUACUUGGCUACGUGGGCAUUGUAGUUAGCCAAGUGUCGCACGUAUGGUUAGCUUCAGAUUCUAACCACGUGACAUAAAGCACUCUAAAUAUGGUUGGUCCAUUCGUUUGAAUUCUUUUUGUUUCCUUGUGCUAAAUUCCCAGGUUAUGUCAUUGUUGAUGUAUAAAAGAGAAUGUGACAGAGAUAUUUGGUUUAAAAAAUCAUGUGGUAAUGACUCUGAGAGCA
Cucumis sativus (cucumber) is the source of this 2924-nucleotide messenger RNA. Its product is annotated as transcription factor bHLH121. The transcript has 5 exons. The coding region runs from base 137 to 1144 and encodes 335 amino acids. Gene Ontology annotation, molecular function: DNA-binding transcription factor activity; protein dimerization activity. Gene Ontology annotation, biological process: intracellular iron ion homeostasis. Lineage: Eukaryota; Viridiplantae; Streptophyta; Magnoliopsida; Cucurbitales; Cucurbitaceae. The record is from RefSeq and is a predicted model, not a curated record.